GACAGUUACCAGUACCAGCUGCAGUCCAUGUGGCAAAAGUGCUGGAACACUAACCAGAGUCUCGUUCACAACCUGCGGUUCAGAGAGCGCGGUCCGCUCAAGUCGUGGAGACCGGAAACGAUGGCCGAGGCCAUACUGUCCGUGCUCAAGGAGGGACUGUCGCUGUCACAGGCCGCCCGCAAGUACGACAUACCGUAUCCGACUUUCGUGCUGUACGCCAACCGGGUGCACAACUUGCUCGGUCCUUCCGCUGACGGUGGCGCAGACUUAAGGCCUAAAGGCAGAGGACGUCCUCAAAGGAUAUUGUUAGGAUUUUGGCCAGAAGAUCACAUUCAAAAUGUAAUCAGGACUGUUGUGUUCAGAGACGCACAAAACAUCAAAGAAGAAGCAUUACACCUUUACCCAAGAAUACCG
Diuraphis noxia (Russian wheat aphid) is the source of this 414-nucleotide messenger RNA. RefSeq names its product protein bric-a-brac 1-like. The record is from RefSeq and is a predicted model, not a curated record. Gene Ontology annotation, biological process: regulation of transcription by RNA polymerase II. NCBI's taxonomy places the organism in Eukaryota, Metazoa, Arthropoda, Insecta, Hemiptera, Aphididae. Gene Ontology annotation, cellular component: nucleus. Gene Ontology annotation, molecular function: DNA binding; protein binding.